AGAUUAUAUUUCCCUAGAGUUCGGAGCUGUUGCCAACCAUGGCACAUAGACUCCUGAUCUGUAGCCAUUUUUGUGAUAUUUAUCGCAACAGUCGUCAUUUUGCCACAAAAGUGCCUGCAAACAGCAAGAGGAAUACGCUCUCCAAAACAUUUGACCGCUUGUUCCGCUCUUUCGGUGAUACUCAGAACCAAAAGAUUAGUAAAGAAGGAGGUUUUGAUGCUCUGUAUCAGGAAUGCAUGUCUCAAAUCUACAAAAACAGAGCGGAAGCCGAUGGAUACACCGAGGAGACCACCGAAUCUCCGGAGAUUGCUGAUCUAACAGAGAAGGAACUCCAGAUAACUCGGUCUAUAUUCAAAAGGGUGGACCCACUCAAGAAACUUAUACCGAGACUUGAGAAUAAGGACGAUUAUAUAGAUCCAUACUGGGACCCAUUCCAAAAGCUUGACAACUUGAAAACACAAGUUGCAUCCGAGUUUAAUGAUUUGGCAAGGUUGGUGAGCAGUUCUGAAGUUCGUAAACACAAGAGAAUGGUAAAAGAAGCAGCUCGGCAAUAUGAAAAACUUUACGAUCCAUAUUCAGAAUAUAACCACAAGCAUGUUGUUGACGAUGAAGUAAAGGUGAAGGAAACCAGUGAAAAGUUUUGGGACCCAGACGUGGAUCGCAGACUCGUAUUGAGAAAUAACCUUAGACCAUUUUGCUGGAGAGAUCUGCACGUUUUGCACAACUUUGUUGCUGAGAAUGGACAAGUGAUGCCAAGGAGACUGACUUUUGCGACUAGAAAGCAGCAGAGACAAAUUUUCCGAGCAAUCAGAAUCGCGAGACAUAUGGCAUUAUUUCCAUAUGACUGGAGACCCAGGUAUAGGGAUCGUAUUCCACUGAUGGACCCAAGACAGUAUCUUGCGGACGAACUCUUUCAUAGAUACUCAAAACUGGGUGAUUUAAGGGCAAAGGCUAUGAUAAAUGUUUUGAUGAGCAGGUACCCAGACGUCAAUUUCUUUAGGUUUGUUCACUCUCCCAUUUUAUCAGUUUAUAGGUAUUUGAGAUACGAAGCUCAAAAGUGUGAAGAUUAUACAAGAUCGCAAGGUCAACAAACGAACGAAUUUGCUCAGAUUUUGAAUGAAUACAGAGCACAAAUUGAUACACACUAG
Theileria equi strain WA is the source of this 1148-nucleotide messenger RNA. RefSeq lists its product as hypothetical. The record is from RefSeq and is a predicted model, not a curated record. Gene Ontology annotation, biological process: translation. NCBI's taxonomy places the organism in Eukaryota, Apicomplexa, Aconoidasida, Piroplasmida, Theileriidae. The transcript is spliced from 6 exons. Gene Ontology annotation, cellular component: mitochondrial small ribosomal subunit; ribosome. The coding region runs from base 39 to 1148 and encodes 369 amino acids. Gene Ontology annotation, molecular function: small ribosomal subunit rRNA binding; structural constituent of ribosome.